Messenger RNA from Leptonychotes weddellii (Weddell seal), 3429 nucleotides. The record is from RefSeq and is a predicted model, not a curated record. NCBI's taxonomy places the organism in Eukaryota, Metazoa, Chordata, Mammalia, Carnivora, Phocidae.
AGUAUCCAACAAAUGGUACCUAGUAAAAAUGGGUAGCUUCCCUGCAAUAUUUCUCCCCCUCCUUCUCCAGAAACAUUAUUUUUGGUAUCUUGUGUCUGGUGGCUUCCAGUCUGAAUUAUCUCAGGUGAGUUUUCCAAAUCCUUGCGAUUUUUUUUUCCCUCAUCUUCCACUUCCCCUCAUGCCUUCCAGCUGGACACAAACUCCUUCCUAAAAUAUGCAGAUGGAAGCUAUGGUAACCAUGGAGACAGGGCAGGUGGCAAGGAGAGGCAGAGACAGGCAGCAGAGAGACCCAUUAUGAUUGCGACAGAUAGGCAGAGAGAAUACUUAGGGAGCGAUUGGACAGAGACCUUCAACCAACGUGGAAAAAUAAUGAGUCUAAGCAAGACUGAGUGUAAAGAGAUGCAAUGAGAAAGGGAUGUGUUACAAGGUUCGCUCUUCUCUCUGCCUCUUUUCUCUCUCCCUCUCCCCCUCCAAGAAUAUGGGGAGGAAGGCAUCUGGGAAUGCCACCUGGUGUAGCUAAAAAUGACCCAGUAUAUCCACUCUCCUCAUACUUAUCUAAGGUUUGUACAAGGGAUCUGAGGUUCAAGUUUAUCUGUGCUGUGUGUUCCGUUUGGGCGGAGAUGGAGUGAGGAUGUACCGCUGCGUCUGGCUCCAGCUCUCCCUGACAUGUAAACUACAAGGAGGCAGCCAGAUCUCUUGCUCUCUCUGCGCAGUAUGGACUCCGGCUGUGGAUCCCAAUCGCCUCUCUCCACCCCUCUGCACAGUGUGCCAUGUGCUGUGUGUGGCAGGUCAGAUCUGGCGCACAGACGCGCAUAAACACAUCUAGCGCGGAGAAUGGGGCUCUGCUCAACGAAGAAUUGGGAUGGCCCCAGUCUGGGUCGCAGAGGAGUCUCCUAAGAAACAUUUAGGUCCCAAAUGCAAGCUGCUUCCCUCCCCCCACUCAGUAUUUGGGGCUGUGGCAACCUAAAAGAGGGAUUGGCUUCGCCACUGAGCCCUCAGGCCUCCGCCAGCCACCACCCCCACGUCCCUAGACAUCCUCGGCGGGCCCCAGUCCCGGCUCCACUGGUGCUCUCGGCCCUGCCGCAGCUAUGCUGCACACCGAGGGCCACGCUCUUCUUCGGGCCGUGGGUCAGGGUAAGCUACGCUUGGCCCGUUUGCUUCUGGAGGGAGGCGCCUACGUGAAUGAGGGUGAUGCCCAGGGGGAGACUGCGCUAAUGGCGGCUUGUCGGGCCCGUUACGACGACCCCCAGAACAAGGCGCGCAUGGUACGCUACCUCCUGGAGCAAGGCGCGGACCCCAACAUCGCAGACCGCCUGGGGCGCACCGCGCUGAUGCACGCCUGCGCCGGGGGUGGGGGCGCCGCCGUGGCCUCGCUGCUACUUGCCCACGGUGCAGACCCCUCAGUGCGAGAUCACGCGGGCGCCUCGGCGCUUGUCCACGCCCUGGACCGUGGGGACCGCGAGACCCUUGCCACGCUGCUAGACGCCUGUAAGGCCAAGGGCACGGAGGUCAUCAUCAUCACCACCGACACCUCGCCCUCGGGAACCAAGAAGACUCGGCAGUAUCUCAAUUCCCCACCGUCCCCGGGGGUGGAGGACCCUGCUCCCGCUCCUCCCAGCCCCGGGGUCUGCACGUCGCCUUCCGAAAUCCAACUGCAGGCUGCAGGAGGAGGAGGAGAACGGGGAUUGCUAUCCCCUCGCGCUCAGGAAGAAGAGGAGAAGCGGGACGUAUUCGAAUUCCCUCUUCCUAAGCCCCCUGAUGACCCCUCCCCUUCUGAACCGCUCCCCAAACCACCUCGUCACCCUCCAAAACCACUCAAAAGGCUCAACUCCGAGCCCUGGGGCCUAGUGGCUCCUCCUCAACCGGUCCCACCCGCGGAAGGGAGGCCGGGGAUCGAGCGCCUGACCGCGGAAUUCAACGGCCUGACUCUGACCGGUCGACCCCGUCUUUCCAGACGUCACAGCACGGAAGGUCCGGAGGAUCCGCCCCCGUGGGCGGAGAAAGUGACGGGUGGGGGUCCUCUCUCUCGCCGAAACACUGCGCCAGAAGCUCAGGAGUCUGGUCCCCCUUCAGGGCUGAGGCAGAAACUGAGCCGCAUGGAGUCGGUGGAGCUCGAUACCCCCGGAAAUAUUUGCCCCGACUCGCCGGAGUGCAGCCGCUUGUCCCUGGAGCGCCGGCGGUACAGCGCCUCCCCGCUGACCCUCCCUCCAGCCGGCUCGGCUCCCUCCCCGCGCCAGUCCCAGGAGAGUCUGCCAGGGGCUGUAUCUCCGCUGAGCGGACGGAGGCGGAGUCCCGGGCUGCUGGAGCGGAGGGGCUCGGGGACGUUGCUCCUGGACCACAUCGCGCAAACGCGGCCGGGUUUCCUGCCUCCACUCAACGUCAGCCCCCACCCUCCCAUCCCCGACAUUCGCCCCCAACCCGGAGGUCGGGCGCCUUCGCUGCCCGCCCCUCCCCAGGCGGGGGCGCCAGGCUCUCCCAGGACCAAGCGCAAGUUGGUGAGGCGCCACUCCAUGCAGACUGAGCAGAUCCGCCUGCUAGGGGGCUUCCAGAGUCUAGGCGGGCCAGGGGAGCCAGGGCGCUGAGAGGAGUGAGAGGAACCAAGGAGGGUGGGGAUCAGGACCUUGAUGGGACAGGUGGGAGAACCAGCUCACACACACACCACGGACAUCGGGGUCUUUUGCCUGUGCUCCUGGGCACGGUGCACGCACACAUGGGUAAAAAAGUGUCCACAAGCACAGCACUCUUCUUAUUCACAGGGAAGGGUAAGUACUCUCUCGACUGGGCAUAUAGACACAUACAUUCAUGUCCUGGUCACUUCACAUGCAUAUGGGGAUACUUGUGUACCCAUCCAUAGGAAUGGCACACACAGGGCCACUUGUGCUAGGGUCCCAAGUGGGUCCCAAAGUCACUUGCAUUUGUUCAGAAGCCGUAGGGAACCCCUACUUAUGGAUAGUCUCCAAUCUUUUUGCCCUUUUGCAGAAGCAAUCCCCUGCUUUCCAUGUAUGCCCUGCAACACAGCCCGUUCACGACUUUGCACACUCUGCCCUCUUCCUGGAUAUCCCAACCUGUGUAGGUCUUGCUUCUCUCUCCAGGCCUGGCUCCUUGUUCACACCCUGCUUCCAGCCCUAACCACUUUUCAGGAUAUCUUCUUCACCCUCCUUGGGGUUUUCCUGCAGCAACCCUCAGCUUCAGUUCUGCUGCUGCCCUUCCUGCUCUCAGCUUUACUUCUCAACUUCCUGCUUUUUAUUCCCACCUUGUUCCCCUAACCAAUACAGGAGGUUGUCUCAUUUUCCCAGGGAGUGGGUCAUGGGCUCUAUGCUGCUCUUCUGUCUGUCUGAGCUUAUGAACACCCCCACAGGUAGAAGUGGGGAGUAACCCUAAAUCACUCCUCUCUCCACUUGACAUAUCAAAUAAAUGUGUUCAGAAGUC